AUGUCGUUUUAUGGUUAUAGUUUUAUCGUACUUGCAUUAUUCUCCAUCUCAACUCAAGCCUAUCGUCACACUCCCGCUCAACCGCCAAACGUAAACACAAACGCUGAUGUCAAACCGCAGAAAACGCUUGAGGUUCACAACAAGGCCCGAGCCUUAGUCGGAGUCAUGACUUAUGCACAAAGCUACGCCAACGAACGAGCCAGAGACUGCGCCAUGAAGCAUUCCUUGGGACCAUACGGUGAAAACCUAGCCGCGGGUUGGGGAACGAUGAGCGGUCCGGUCGCGACUGAGUAUUGGAUGACGGAGAAGGAAAAUUACGAUUAUGACACUAACACCUAUGAUCCUCCGGGGAAUUAUAUUGGUCAAAGUCCGUAUUAA
Messenger RNA from Arabis nemorensis, 378 nucleotides. The record is from the annotation of a GenBank genome assembly. NCBI's taxonomy places the organism in Eukaryota, Viridiplantae, Streptophyta, Magnoliopsida, Brassicales, Brassicaceae.